This is a messenger RNA of Verticillium dahliae VdLs.17, 2652 nucleotides long. Its product is annotated as calpain-1 catalytic subunit. Bases 1 to 2652 code for a protein of 883 amino acids. The record is from RefSeq and is a predicted model, not a curated record. Gene Ontology annotation, biological process: proteolysis. NCBI's taxonomy places the organism in Eukaryota, Fungi, Ascomycota, Sordariomycetes, Glomerellales, Plectosphaerellaceae. Gene Ontology annotation, molecular function: calcium-dependent cysteine-type endopeptidase activity. Gene Ontology annotation, cellular component: cytoplasm. The transcript has a single exon.
AUGCCCAAGAAGAAGUCGCCUCAGGAACAGCUGUCCGCUUUUUGGUCCAGCUUCCACUCCAGGUCUCCCGGAAAAGUCACCUCCAUCUUUCCCCGUGCCCUGUACGCAAACCUUCUGCCAUCCUUGGAUGCCAACCAUCCCAAAUGGCGCACCAAUGAGCACUCCACCUCCCGCAACGCCCAGGAGUCGUACGAGGCAGCCGCGCGUGAGUGCCGUGCCCGCGUUCGCCGCAUCGUCCGCGAGUGUGAACGUACCAAUGAGAAGUUCACCGAUCCCGAUUUCGACAUUGAACGCGAUCCCAGCAAUAAUUGCCUCAAUCGCCUCAUCCGCGACGAUGCUCAAGUCGUGGCCAACGAUCAGUACAUCGAUAACGAUCCCCAGGCUGCUCCAGGGAUGGCGACGACCACCAGUCGGGAGUCCUGUGAUGCGAAACCUGUUCUGCAAAACUGUCGUCCUGGAGCCGGCGUUGAAUAUAGUUUUGGCUCCAUUCAUCGCGUUGACUGGAUCUUUGAGAACCCUCAGUUUACCAUUAACGGGUUCUCCUCGUCUGAUAUCAAGCAGGGCAGCGCUGGUGACUGCUGGUGGCUCGCUGCCAUUGCCACCAUAGCCCACCGCCGUGACCUGAUGGACCGCGUCUGUGUCGCUCGCGACGAGGAGUGCGGCGUCUACGGUUUCGUUUUUCAACGAGACGGCGAGUGGGUCUCAACUGUCAUCGACGACAACCUUUACCUCAAGAUGAAGGACUUUUCCGACUACCACGCCAACGUCUAUGAUCAUACGGGCCAUAGGUCGAGAACAUGGCGCAAACGCUAUCAAACUGGCAGUGAGGCACUGUAUUUUGCCAGAUGUGACGACCCCAACGAGACGUGGCUUCCGUUGCUUGAAAAGGCGUUUGCCAAGUGCCAUGGUGACUAUGAGUCUCUGACGGGGGGCUGGCCUGGCGAAGCUGUCGAAGACAUGACUGGCGGCGUUACCACGACAAUCAUGUCGAACCGCGUAUUGCGCCGUGACAAGCUUUGGAGGGAACUCGCGAGCACUGACGGAGGCUUCGUGUUCUCGCUGGCUGCGAUGGGCUCAAGCUGCUACUCGGAACGAAAUGGCAUCGCCAUGAGUCAUGCCUACUCCAUCUUGCAGUCGCGAGAGGAAUCGGACGAGGAGGGUCGGCGCGUUCGUCUUGUCAAGAUUCGAAACCCUUGGGGCCAGCGCACCGAGAGGGGGCUUGGCGAGUGGGCUGGCGCCUGGUCUGAUGGCUCCAAGGAGUGGACGCCGUAUUGGCUCGCGAAGCUUGGCCACGAGUUCGGUGACGACGGCGUAUUCUGGAUGUCGUUUGACGACAUGCUUCAGACGUUUAGCCAUAUACAUCGUACACGCCUCUUUGACGAGCGGUGGACCGUCGUGCAGCGAUGGACAGCUGCGCACGUCGCAUGGGUCACGGGCUAUCUGCGAUCAAAAUUCGUACUCGAGGUCAAGGAAGCCGGCCUCGUGGUGCUGGUGCUCGCGCAGCUUGACGAUAGGUACUUCGAGGGCUUCGCUGGUGGAUACAGUUAUGAGCUACACUUCACGUUGCAGAAAGCAGGGGCUGGCAAGGGAGGGCAGAGCGAUCAGAUCUGUCGCGUGCGACCAGCUCACGACAUGGAGAAUCGGAGUGUCAGCUGUGAGGUUGAACUAGAGGCGGGUCGAUAUGAGGUCCUCCCGAAAAUCACAGCUACGCGCGAGAAGGACGCGUUGAGCGUUGGAGACCUCGUCAAGAAGUACGCCAACGUGAACCCGCAAAAGCUGCGCCAGGUGGGCAUGCAGUAUGACCUUGCCCAUGCCAAGGGAGGCGUACCGGACGAAGACGGCAUGCUAGAGAGCAAGAAGACCGAGCUCAAGCGGAAGAAGGCUGAGAAGAAGAAAAGGAUGGCGGACAAGAAACAAAAGGCGAAGGCCGAGAAACAGAAGCAGCGCACUUUACGAAGGGCAAAGAGAGCUAUGAGAAAGGCCAAGAAGGCUAUUGACGAAGUAGUCAAUGGCAAUGAUUCUGGAGAUGGCGUGAAUGAGGCCCAGUGUCGCAAAACGAACACAAACACCACCAUCGACACCAACGGAGAGCAAGAGACGAAGGAUAUAGAUUCCUCUCAAGCCGCCAAACGCAUUAAUGACGAUCCGGUUGAUAAUCCCACGUCCACGGCGGACUCAACAGCCAUUGAGCAGGAGUCGAAACACGAUGUUGACGAGCUUGCAAAACUUAUCGAUGAUAUUGCGAAACCCGCCGAUGACGAAACGACGCCCCCCACGACUGCUGCGGUUAUACCCACUCUGCUGACGCCCCCGUCCCAGAGCCCUGCGAGCCAGUCGGGUGGGGAAGAGCAAGAAGCCACGGCGGCUGCCCAAUCUGCUGAAACAGAGGCGGCAACGGAGACUGAGAAAACCGAUUCUGAAGAUUCUGAAUCCGGGUCAUCGUCGGAGUCUGACACCGAAUCGGACACGGACUCGGAUUCUAGCCAUGAUAGCAGCGACGACGCUGAAACGCCGUGGAACGCCGUCUGCGUGAUCGGGCUUCGCGUUUACGCUCGUGAUCCCUCCGUGUCGGUGUCGCUGGUCAAGCCUGACGACGAUUUUGAAGGGGCGGCCUUGACGGUCGAUGGGGAGCCUGCGGGUGCCACAAUGUGA